Molecule: messenger RNA, 429 nt
Organism: Bactrocera dorsalis (oriental fruit fly)
Lineage: Eukaryota; Metazoa; Arthropoda; Insecta; Diptera; Tephritidae
Exons: 1
Coding region: 1-429 (142 amino acids)
Source: RefSeq, a predicted model, not a curated record
AUGAAGCGCGCUGCUGGUUCCGCUCUAAGCGAAAGCAUUUUGCAUGAUUUGUGGGUUAAUCGCUUGCCCCCAUAUGCGCAAGCAGCAAUUAUAGCAACCAACGUACCUAUUGUCGACAAAUUAAAAAUCGCCGACUCAAUAGUGGAGACGAUGCAAAUGCGUGAAGUUCGUAUCCACGAGGUAUCCGCAUCGAAUCAUACCACAGACAACGACCUGAGGACUGAAAUAGCAGAACUGAAACAGCGUUUUGAUAGAGUUACGAGCAGCGAGAAAACACAUGCGCGUUCCAGAUCGAAAACACCAGUGCGCCCUCAUAACAUCAAUUCAGGCGAAAUGUGCUGGUAUCACGCCAAGUUUGGACCAAACGCUAAGAAGUGUCGCCAAUCUUGUAAGUUCGCUCAAUCUACAUCGUCAAAUGGCAAACAAUAG